UGGAGCGCUGAGUCUUCGGAGUGCCCGGGGCGGAGCAGUCCGGGCGCAGUCUCAGUGUGCUCAGAGCUCCCAAGGGCUGGCGGCAUUCAGGAUUCCAGUGGCAGAGUUCCCUUUCCCCUGGUGAGAAGGGGCACUCCUGCAAUGUCCCCAGCUACCGCUCCUGAGCCUGGUGAGGAUGUGAGUGGAAGGCGCAUCAGCAAAAUAAUUUUUUUCCUUUUCGUGUUCGGAGUCAUCUUAUUAUGUGUGGGAAUCCUGCUUUCCAUCCUUGGUUUCCAAACGUGCCAGUAUGAAACCCUUAUUGACUGCAGUGCAGUCCUGAAAAUUGUGGGGCCUUCAUGUGCUGUGAUUGGCCUCGGAGCAAUUAUAUUGGCCCGCUCCAGGGCAAAGCUUCAGCUCAGAGAGAGGCAGCUGCAAGGCAACCAGGUCGACCCGGACAGCUUCUUUAUUUGCGGAGAAAGUCGCCAGUUUGCCCAGUUCCUCAUCUUUGGAUUCUUGUUUUUAACCAGUGGCAUGCUGAUUAGUGUGCUGGGCAUUUGGGUCCCUGGAUGUAACCCAGGAUGGCCCCAGCCACUAUUUAAUGACACAGACACUUCCAGUGCCGAACCACAGGCAUGUGGGUUUCUGUCUCUCCAGAUAAUGGGGCCUUUGAUAGUGCUCAUUGGAUUAUGUUUCUUUGUGGUAGCACACAUUAAGAAAAGACACAACUUGAGUUCUAGCCAAGACUCUUCAGAAAGUGAAGAGAGGCGGUCACAGAACAAUGAGCCUGUACAAGUCACCGUAGGUGAUGCUGUGAUAAUCUUUCCGCCCCCACCUCCACCUUAUUUUUCGAAUGUUUCAACAUCUACAGUGGCAACACAUAACUCAGCAUCUAACAGUCUGCCUCUGAGUGAGAACCCACCAUCAUACUACAGUAUUUUUAAUUACAGGACCGAAGUUCCUGAGGUUCAAGGAGCAGUCUCUUAUAGAGAUCUUGAAUCUAUAUGUACAAUUUCUGGAACUAAUUCAUCUCCAGAGAUGUCACCUGCCUCGCAUAUUUCAUUUGAAUUACCUCCCAGAUAUGAAGAAAAAGAAACUGUGAAUGUCGACCAUCCCACCUCUUCUACUUCCUCUUCUUCAUCUUCUCAGCCUUCUCCACCAUGAACCAUGAA
Trichosurus vulpecula (common brushtail) is the source of this 1148-nucleotide messenger RNA. It is a transcript of the gene TMEM171, whose product is annotated as transmembrane protein 171. NCBI's taxonomy places the organism in Eukaryota, Metazoa, Chordata, Mammalia, Diprotodontia, Phalangeridae. The record is from RefSeq and is a predicted model, not a curated record. The coding region runs from base 142 to 1140 and encodes 332 amino acids. The transcript is spliced from 4 exons.